Messenger RNA from Sorex araneus (European shrew), 1401 nucleotides. RefSeq names its product proline and glutamate rich with coiled coil 1 (gene PERCC1). Bases 275 to 1003 code for a protein of 242 amino acids. The record is from RefSeq and is a predicted model, not a curated record. The transcript is spliced from 2 exons. Lineage: Eukaryota; Metazoa; Chordata; Mammalia; Eulipotyphla; Soricidae.
CAGCGGCUGGGCGCGAGGCAGCUGGGGGGCGGCAAACACUCCACCGUCCCCCGGCGGCAGAGCCCUCAGCACCCCCCCUCGGGGCCCUGUUGCCGGGGCAAGAGCAAACGGGCUGUGUUUGCCCAGUCUGCGGGGACAAUGCCGUCGGCAAAUAUUUGCCAGCGCGCCGGCUGCAGAGCACGGAUAUAAAGCUCGGGCUCAGACGGAGCAGCGGGCUGGAGCUGAGGCAGCAGACCCCCAGCUGCCUGAGGCCUGAGCCCUGACCCACUUGGCCAUGGCUGCAGGUGUGAUCCGGCCCCUCUGCGACUUCCAGCUGCCCCUGCCGUCACGGGGGCCCUUCCUGUCCUCUGACCCCGAGCCCCUGGACACUUCGGAGGAGGAGGAGGAAGAGGAGGAGGAGGAGGAGGAGGAGGAGGAGGAGGAGGAGGAGGAGGAGGAGGAGGAGGAGGAGGAGGAGGAGGGGCAGCAGCUCGAGAUGCUGACCUCGGCCCCGCGGAGCAGCCCCGAGCCGCCACCUGUGCAGCUGCUGCGUUUCUCUGAGCUCAUCAGUGGGGACAUCCAGCGCUACUUCGGCCGCAGGGACACAGGCUGGGAACCCGGUGCUAGUGACGGCCAUGUGGACAGCAGUGCGGGCCCUGGGCUUCGGGUGCAGGCCCUGGCCCUGGGGGAUGGCGAGGCAGUGGAGCCAGGGCUCCACGCUCCGGGGGGUCCUGAGGGGCAGCCCCUGGGGCCUCUGGCCGAGCUCUUCGACUUCGGGCUGCGAGGCUGUGCAGGGCCCAGGGCGGCCGGCCGCUGGCUGCGGCUGCAGCGCAAAUACGGCCACAUCACGCCCAUGGCCCAGCGUAGGCUGCCCCCGUCCUUCUGGAAGGAGCCGGAGCCCAGCACCCUGGGCCUGCUGAACCCACACCCCCCUGACUUCAGCGACCUGCUGGCCAGCUGGUCCACCGAAGCCGGCCCGGAGCCCUCAGCGGGGGGCGCUCAGGCGUUGGAGGAUGAGCACUAGGCGAGGGGCAGUGUGCCGCCUCAGACCCCCUCCCCGCCCCCGGGGCUGACACACGACAUUCCCGGGAAGGCCUCCGAGUAGCCAGGGCCUGGGACCAGCGCGCCGAGGAACGUCUGCCCACAGGAGCUGUUGCUUUAUUUGGGGGGCGGCGGCAGUGACCUGGGCUGGUGGAAGGGUUGCCCAUGGUGCAGCUUGUGCCUGACGGUGCAGCGGGACCUCGCCAGCAAACCCAGGAGCUCCGCCUUCCACUGCGACCACCUGCGGGACACAGCCACGGCUGCCAGGGAGCCCUAAGCCCCGCCCACGACCGCACCCUCCUCUAAGCCCCGCCCACGACUGCACCCUCCUCUAAGCCCCGCCCGCCCCAGGCCUGCCCCCACGACAGCACCAGCACCAUC